AUGCAUUUUGCCAAGGAUUGUACCUACCGGAAUCACACAUGUAAAAACUGCAAGAAAGUUGGUCACAAGGAAGGGUUUUGUGGCAAGAAUAAGAGGAGGAACUACAAGCAGAACAGCAAUUACCGAAGCAACAUAAUAUCUCAGGUGAAUUCACUAACCGGACGCAAAUAUUUGCAAUUAAUGAUCAAUGGCGUAACGGUCAAUCUGCAAAUCGAUACUGCCUCAGAUAUCACCAUAAUAUCGGAGGAAACGUGGACCAAACUAGGAAAGCCUCAAUGUUUCCCAACGAAAAAUUUAGUCAAAAAUGCAAGCGGUCAGCAACUUCCUCUCAUUUCAGAAUUCAAAUGCAACAUAGCCUUUAACAAUCAAUCAUAUUCAGGAAAAUGCUAUGUUAGUCCAGUGAAGAAUCUCAAUUUAUUGGGAAUCGAUUGGAUCACGAUGUUUGGAUUGUGGGAUAUUCCACUGAAUUCUAUUUGUAAUGUGAUGUCUGUGUCAAGAAAAGAUAUGUUACCCUCAAUUCCGAAUAGUAAUCCACAAAAUGCUCAAGAAUUACAGGAGAAAUUUCCUGAUAUAUUUGAUGAUAGACUUGGUCUUUGCAAAAAAAUCAAGGUAGAAUUGCAUGUGUCGCGAGAAACUAAACCAGUUUUUCGUCCAAAACGACCAGUGGCUUACGCUGCACAGGCACAAAUUGAAGAUGAACUGAAUCGACUUCAAGAUCUUGGCAUAAUUUCUCCAGUUGAUUAUUCUGAAUGGGCUGCACCUAUUGUAGUAAAGAAAAAGGCAAAUGGGAGUUUACGUAUCUGUGGAGAUUAUUCGACAGGGUUGAAUGAUGCUCUUCAACCUCAUCAAUUCCCUCUUCCCACCUUGGAUGAUAUUUUUUCGAAAUUAGCCAAUUCAAAAGUAUUCAGCGUUAUUGACUUGUCUGAUGCAUUUUUACAAGUUGAGGUCCAGGAAAAUUCAAGAAAGUACCUCACAAUCAAUACUCAUAAAGGCUUAUUUUCUUACAAUAGGCUUCCAUUUGGAAUCAAAGUAGCUCCAACAUUGUUUCAGCAAAUUAUCGAAACGAUGAUAUCAGGAUUGGAAGGAACAGCAGCAUAUAUUGAUGACAUCAUCAUUUCUGGAAAAAAUAUAGAAGACCAUCAACGGAAUUUGCUGAACGUUUUACAGAGAAUUCGUGAAUUCGGGUUUCAUCUCAAGAUUCAAAAAUGUAAAUUCAAUCUACCCGAAAUCAAAUAUUUGGGAAAUAUUAUCAAUCAACACGGAAUAAAGCCCGAUCCUUCAAGGAUUGAAGCAGUUAUCCAUAUGCCCCCACCACACGAUAUAUCUACACUACGUUCUUAUCUAGGAGCAAUUAAUUAUUACGGAAAAUUCGUUAGGAAUAUGCACGAACUUCGGAAACCGUUCGACCAAUUGUUGAAGAAGAAUGUAAAAUGGAAAUGGAGUAUUGAUUGUCAGCAAUCUUUCGACAAAUUUAAGGAAAUUUUACAAUCGAAUCUCCUAUUGACUCACUACAACCCAGAACUUCCCAUUGUAGUAGCAGCUGAUGCCUCUAAUAGUGGUAUUGGCUCUUGCAUAUUCCAUAAAUUCCAAGAUGGAUCUAUGAAAGCAAUCUAUCAUGCUUCUAGAUCGCUCACAGACACAGAAAAAAAGUACAGCCAGAUAGAAAAAGAGGCUCUUGCACUAGUAUUUGCAGCGAAAAAGUUCCAUCGUAUGAUAUAUGGUCGCCGUGUGAUUUUUCAAAUUGAUCACAAGCCAUUACUUGCAAUAUUUGGCUCAAAAAAAGGCAUUCCUGUGCAUAUAGCAAAUCGGUUGCAACGGUAUGCUCUUAUUCUGAAAGCAUACGAUUUUGAAAUCGAAUAUGUUAAAACAGAAAAUUUUGGACACGCUGAUAUACUUUCAAGGCUGAUCAACUUCGAUGCAGUUCAAGAUGAGGAAUAUAUAAUUUCUUCAAUAAGAAUUGAAGCAGAGGUCCUACAGGUUCUGAAUAUUGCCAUUGAUGCACUUCCAGUUACUCACAGGAUGAUUCAACAAGAAACUUCCAAAUGCAGGAACCUUCAAAACAUAAUUGAAUACGUACAAAAGGAUACCUGGCCAAGAAAUGUUGAAUUGAAUAAAGAACUCAAAUCAUUCUACGAUAGAAGAGAUAACCUUUCAGUCGUUGAUGGAUGUUUGAUGUUCGCAGAACGCGUGGUAGUUCCAGAAAUUUUCAAGCGUCGUAUUCUGCACCGAUUACAUAAAGGUCAUCCAGGACAAGAAAGAAUGAAAUCCCUUGCAAGGAGUUACGUUUACUGGAGAAAUAUUGAUGCAGAUAUUCAAGAUUUCGUCAGAAAAUGUUCAAGUUGUGCUGAAGCGGCAAAAUCUCCUCCGAGAAUUCCAUUUUUGCCAUGGACUACACCGGAAGGGCCCUGGCAACGACUUCAUAUAGAUUUUGCAGGACCAAUUAAAGGAGAUUUCUUUAUGAUUGUUGUUGAUGCUUAUUCGAAAUGGCCAGAAAUAGUGAACACAAAAACUACGACAACUGCAUUCAUUAUCAGAACAUUAGAAGAAAUUUUUGCAAGAUUCGGGAAUCCCCAAAUUCUUGUUUCCGAUAAUGCAAGUCAAUUUUGCAGUCAAAGUUUUCAAAUAUUUUGCAAACAAAAUGGAAUCGAUCACAUAAGGACAGCACCCUACCACCCGCAAUCUAAUGGUCAAGUGGAAAGGUUUGUCGAUACUUUCAAACGAGCAUUGAGAAAAAUUGAAAGGGGUGGACAACCAUUGGGACAACAGAUUCAGACAUUUUUAGCGACUUACCGAACUACUCCAAGCCGUUAUACUCCAAAUGGAACAUCUCCAGCAGAAGUGCUCCUCGGUAGGAAAGUUAGAACAACUCUUGACCUAUUGUUGCCAUCUCGAGUAGGUCAUCAAGAUAACGACAAUGAUGCUAUACCUUCCAAAUCAUUUGAAAUUGGUGAUAUGAUUUAUUGCCAAGUUCAUAGUAAUAAUAGUUACAAAUGGAAACCUGGAAGAAUCACCGACAAGAUCGGGAAUGUCAUGUAUGAAAUAUCACUUGAAAAUUCCCAGAGAAUUUUGAGAGUACAUGCAAAUCAGUUGAAGAAAAGAUAUGUUAAGUGUUCUGGUAACGAGAAUGACAUUCUGCCCCUCGAAAUUCUGAUGGAAUCCUUUGAGAUAUCUAGGAACCAGGGAAAAAAUGUGGCCACGACUUCAUCAGCCGAAUCAAGGGAACUACUUCAACCCGAGCCUAUCCUUGAAGUUAUCCCAGACCGCGUUGUACAAAAUAGUCAACAAGAAAUGGACAUAUCUGCAGAGCCUCGAUGUGAAGUUAGACCAACUAGAACUAAACGAAUUCCCCGUUACCUGAAAGAUUUUGAACUCAGAAAGGGAGAUGUUGGGAACGAGUGA
Coccinella septempunctata (seven-spotted ladybird) is the source of this 3399-nucleotide messenger RNA. RefSeq lists its product as uncharacterized. The coding region runs from base 1 to 3399 and encodes 1132 amino acids. Gene Ontology annotation, molecular function: nucleic acid binding. The record is from RefSeq and is a predicted model, not a curated record. NCBI's taxonomy places the organism in Eukaryota, Metazoa, Arthropoda, Insecta, Coleoptera, Coccinellidae. Gene Ontology annotation, biological process: DNA integration. The transcript has a single exon.